GCUGAGCUCCAGCACCAGGGCUCAGAGAGGGGCUGGGAAGUCACUGGAUGGACCCCAUUUGCAUGGAAAGCCCCUUCUGUGGCAGAUGGUAGAGGAUAAAAGGAAGCCUGGGGCAGCCCAGUGCACUGUGGGGACCAGAGUCUGUGUUACUAUGGCCUGGACUCUUGUUCUCCUCAUGUUCCUGUCUCACUGCACAGGUUCCAUCUCCCAGCUUUUGGUGACCCAGCCUCCCUUCCUCUCUGCAUCUCUGGAAACAACAGCCAGACUCACCUGCACCCUGAGCAGUGACAUCAGUGUUGAUAUUUACCCCAUAUUCUGGUACCAGCAGAAGCCAGGGAGCCCUCCUCGUUACCUCCUUACCUAUGUAACAGACUCAAACAAGCACCAGGGCUCCGGGGUCCCGAGCCGCUUCUCUGGAUCCAAAGAUGCCUCAGCCAGUGCAGGGAUUCUGCUCAUCUCUGGGCUCCAGGCAGAGGAUGAGGCUGAUUAUUACUGCCAGUCAUUUGAUGUUAGUGAUGGACACAGUGAUACAGGUUCCCUGUCUCUGUCUGUGCUGAACCAGUCACCCUCCCUCUCUGCAUCUCCCGGAACAACAGCCAGACUCAUCUGCACCUUGAGCAGUGACUUCAGUGUAGGCAGCUACUACAUAUUCUGGUACCAACAGAAGCAAGCUAGCCCUCCCUGGUAUAUCCUGUGCCAUAAGUCAGAUGCAGAUAACCACCAGGGUUCCAGGGUCCCCAGCCACAUCUCUGGGUCCAUAGAUGCCUCCACCAAUGAGUGGCUUCUGCUCAUCUCCAGACUGUAG
Messenger RNA from Mustela erminea (ermine), 805 nucleotides. RefSeq names its product immunoglobulin lambda-1 light chain-like. Gene Ontology annotation, biological process: immunoglobulin production; immune response. The transcript has 3 exons. The record is from RefSeq and is a predicted model, not a curated record. Bases 86 to 805 code for a protein of 239 amino acids. Lineage: Eukaryota; Metazoa; Chordata; Mammalia; Carnivora; Mustelidae.